CGGUGCUAGUUGAAGCCACAUUUCCACAUGCUGAGUGUAGUGAGAGCAUAGGUUUCCACACCGGUGUUAGCAAAGUAAUACAAACCCUUAUUAGAUUUAGCUGUAGAUUUAGUGGUUAGCGUACGUGCUGAACAGCAGAUAAAGCUGAGUAGCUGAAUGUUAAAGACAAGUAAACUCGAAAAGUGAAAACAUGGAGACUCAGUAAAGGCUAAAUGCCGCUGAAUAGCCCUGAAGUACACAGACUUUUAGGAUUGUACGGCUCCACAUUAGGAGCAAUUUACUAACAGCCCCGUAGUGCAGAGGACGCUUAGGGCCAUGGCAGGCAAAGGUCGUGGAGUAGCCGCUUUUACCUUCAACAUUGAGGCUCUGGGCAUCGGCAGGGGUAGCAUGCCAGAAGCCAGGGUGGGGCCCAGUCCGCUGUUUCCAAGCACAGACUUUAAACCAGUUCCGCUGAAAGUUGGCGAGGAUGAGGACUACAUGCUGGCCCUGAAACAGGAGAUGAGGGGAACGAUGCAACGGCUGCCACACAACAUCAAGCCUCAGUCCAACAGAGCAGAAGUGGAGAGAUACACGGAGAGAUACCUAAAGCAAAGCCAGAUGGAUGAUGGGGAAUGGACUCCAGAUUGGAAACUUUUCCCAAAAGAACUGAUGCCCCAAAAGAAAAAACCUCGUGCUAAAGCAGGCACAAAGAAGAAAACAGUGAAGCUGUCACGCAAAGACACAGACGAUAUGCUGAGUAAAUUAGAUGCACUGGCAAAGAAAGGUGAUGGUAAUCCUGAAAAAUCUGAUGAUGAGACUGAAAAGAAACCAGGGGAUGAGGAUGAAGAAGAAAUUGAAGGGGAAGAAUAUGAUGAAGAGGAUAUUGAAGAGGAGAAUGACUACAUAGAGAGCUAUUUUGACAAUGGCGAAGAUUUUGCUGCAGACAGUGAUGACAAUAUGGAUGGAGAAGCAACAUACUGAGACAGGAUGACUAAGCUAUGCAGACUCAAGCAAGCGUUACUGCUGAAGUGAACACU
Messenger RNA from Lates calcarifer (barramundi perch), 1016 nucleotides. RefSeq names its product polymerase (RNA) III (DNA directed) polypeptide G (gene polr3g). The transcript has 8 exons. Lineage: Eukaryota; Metazoa; Chordata; Actinopteri; Centropomidae. Gene Ontology annotation, cellular component: RNA polymerase III complex. Bases 316 to 960 code for a protein of 214 amino acids. The record is from RefSeq and is a predicted model, not a curated record. Gene Ontology annotation, biological process: transcription by RNA polymerase III.